GUCUGUAAUUUCUUCACCGGAUCGAGCUCAGAGACGACGAAGAGAUAAUUUUGUUGGAUCGAGAAAGGGAGGUAGAAGAGGAUUGAUUAUCAAUGGUGGAAGAUCUGGUUCUUGACACGGCGAUAAGAGACUGGGUUUUGAUACCUCUCUCCGUCGUGAUGGUUCUAAUUCUAAUUCUCCGUUACUUUGUUUCUAAGCUCAUGCGAUCUUCUCCGACUACAGAUGCGAAGAAGGUCAAAGAAGGACAAGUUGUGAUUAGGGCUAGGAAUCUUAAGGCCGGUGCUACUUUUAUGCCUCCUAAAUCAUUCCGAGCUCGGAGAUUUUACUUCAGCACUGAGGUAUGGUUUCUGUGAUUUUGUUUGUGUUUCUCAGUUUCUUAUUAGGGAAAGUUUGUAACUUUCGAGAUUUCCUACCACGUGAUCUUGUGUGAGUGGGUGAUUAUGACAAUUUGACAAUUAUGACAAUUAGAGCUUCAUGAGCUAAUAGUUUAUCUGAUUUGUUCUUAAUGAAAUCUUGUUUAGUUCCUUGAGAUAA
Messenger RNA from Arabidopsis lyrata subsp. lyrata, 534 nucleotides. Its product is annotated as ER membrane protein complex subunit 3. Bases 93 to 353 code for a protein of 86 amino acids. Lineage: Eukaryota; Viridiplantae; Streptophyta; Magnoliopsida; Brassicales; Brassicaceae. Gene Ontology annotation, cellular component: membrane; EMC complex. The record is from RefSeq and is a predicted model, not a curated record. Gene Ontology annotation, biological process: protein folding in endoplasmic reticulum. The transcript has 2 exons.